AGACAUAACAGGCCCGGGGGGGAGAUUGAAAAAGUCUCACAACUGCUGCGACCCCCAUUGCUGCUCUCUUCUCUCGGGCCUCAGUUGACCAAAAGCCAUCAUGUCUGACACAGAGGAAGUUGAACAGGUGGAGGAAGAAUACGAAGAAGAGGCACAAGAAGAAGAAAGCCAGGAGCAAGAAGAAGAACCAGUUGUGGAAGAGGCACCACAAGUAGAAGAAGCUUAUGAGGAGGCUGAGGAGGAAGAACAUGGUGAAGAAUAUGAUGAGGAGAAGCCAAAGCCCAAGCUCACAGCCCCUAAAAUCCCAGAUGGAGAGAAAGUUGACUUUGAUGAUAUCCAAAAGAAGAGGCAGAACAAAGACUUGAUUGAACUGCAGUCUCUGAUUGACACACACUUUGAGGCCCGCAAGAAAGAAGAAGAGGACAUCAUUGCCCUCAAAGACAGAAUUGAGAAACGCAGAGCCGAGAGAGCUGAGCAGCUGAGGAUCAGGACAGAGAAAGAAAAGGAGCGUCAGACCAGAUUGGCUGAAGAGAAAGCAAGGAGAGAGGAACAGGAUUUAAUGAGACGUGCAGAGGAUGACAUGAAGAAGAAGAAGGCUCUGUCCUCCAUGGGUGCCACAUACAGCAGCUACCUGGCCAAGGCUGACCAGAAGAGAGGCAAGAAGCAGACAGCCCGUGAGAUGAAGAAGAAGAUUCUGGCUGACCGUCGCAAACCACUGAAUGUUGACCACAUGAAUGAUGAUAAGCUCAGGGAAAAGGCAAAGGAAAUGUGGGACUGGCUGUACCAGUUGGAGUCUGAGAAGUUUGAGAUGGGAGAGAAACUCAAGAAACAGAAAUACGAGAUUACGACUCUGCACAGGAGAGUAGAGGAACUCUCCAAGUUCAGCAAGAAGGCAGCCGGAGGCAAAGGAAAAGUUGGGGGCCGCUGGAAGUAAAUCAACUCAAAAUCAACACCCGGUCCUCACAGAGAGCAGCCCCUUUCUGCCAUUUCUUCAGUACUCAUUUAGGAAGCUGGUUCUACUCCACGCACCCACAAAGGCCAUUUCCCUGUGUGCCACCAAGUUCUCUCUGUGGACUGCUUUAUUAUCUCUUCCCUUUUGUAAAUAAAGUGUGGUGCUUCUUACCCCAACAA
Molecule: messenger RNA, 1131 nt
Organism: Xenopus laevis (African clawed frog)
Lineage: Eukaryota; Metazoa; Chordata; Amphibia; Anura; Pipidae
Gene: tnnt3.S
Product: troponin T3, fast skeletal type S homeolog
Exons: 17
Coding region: 101-934 (277 amino acids)
Biological process (GO): muscle contraction; sarcomere organization; regulation of muscle contraction
Cellular component (GO): troponin complex
Molecular function (GO): troponin C binding; troponin I binding; tropomyosin binding
Source: RefSeq, a predicted model, not a curated record